This is a messenger RNA of Dromaius novaehollandiae (emu), 4623 nucleotides long. RefSeq names its product LARGE xylosyl- and glucuronyltransferase 2 (gene LARGE2). The transcript has 17 exons. Gene Ontology annotation, cellular component: Golgi apparatus. The record is from RefSeq and is a predicted model, not a curated record. Gene Ontology annotation, biological process: protein O-linked glycosylation via mannose. Bases 458 to 2677 code for a protein of 739 amino acids. NCBI's taxonomy places the organism in Eukaryota, Metazoa, Chordata, Aves, Casuariiformes, Dromaiidae. Gene Ontology annotation, molecular function: glucuronosyltransferase activity; xylosyltransferase activity.
GCCCGCCCCGCCCCUCGGCACCGAGCGGGGGCAGGCGCGGCAGCCGAGCGCCGAGCGGCCGAUGGGCGGCCGGGAGCGGGGUUAAAGAGCCGGGAGCGGGCGGCGCGGCAGCGGCCGGGACAGGUGACAGCAAGCUGCAAAACCCCAGGUACAUCUGGGAUGUGCUCUCUGCCCAUGAAGAUGAGAACCCCUAGUUAGAGAGUGGUCCUCACAGUCACCACCAGGCAUUUCCAGCUUCUUCAGCUGCUCCCAGGUACCCUUGCAACAUUGGCAGCCUCCAAAGAGCAGAACUCGUCAAGCUGGCGGCAGGAGGCUGUGGGAGGUCUCAUACGGCUACUGCUGGAGCCUGAUUCCUGCUGUGCUUCUCCCAGGAGUGUGGGCUCUAGGAUGCUGGGACCAGCUGGGCUAGGCCUGCCCACGUGAUCCUCGGCGCCCUGCUCCCCACUGCCAGCCCACCAUGUUGUGUUCCUGGCGUGUGAAGCUGAAGCUGCUACUUGCCACGGUGACCCUGGCCAUCCUCCUCUCCUGGCUCUACCUCUUUGUGGGCAGCCUUGAAUAUGGCCGCCUCCUCUUGCUGCCACCGUGCCUGGGUGAGCAGCCGAGUCGGGACAUGGAGCGCGAGGCGCUGGCGUCGCAGGUGCGCAGGGUGGAGGAGGAGAACCAGCAGCUCCGCCUGCAGCUCAGCCAGGUGCAGGCAGAUGGCAGCGACGGCAGCCCACAGUGGGGGGCCUCCACCGAGGACGGGGACCCCCCCAGGGGUGAGAGGAGCAACCACACAGCCUGCCCCAAGCAGCGGACGGUGCACAAGUGCGAGCUCCUGCACGUCGCAAUUGUGUGUGCUGGACACAAUGCAAGCCGGGAUGUGGUCACCCUGGUGAAAUCCAUCCUCUUCCACAGGAAAAACCCCCUUCACUUUCACCUCAUCACGGACUCGGUGGCUCACCAGAUCCUCCAGACGCUCUUCCAGUCCUGGAUGGUGCCCUCCGUCCACGUCAGCUUCUACAAUGCCGAGGACUUGCAGCCAGAGGUGUCAUGGAUCCCCAACAAGCACUACUCCGGCAUCUAUGGCCUGAUGAAGCUGAUGCUUACCAAGGCGCUGCCCUCCAACCUCUCCAAGGUCAUCGUCUUGGACACCGACAUUACCUUUGCCACUGACAUCGCUGAGCUCUGGGCCAUCUUUGGGAAGUUCUCCGACAAGCAGGUAAUUGGGCUGGUAGAGAACCAAAGUGAUUGGUAUUUGGGCAACCUCUGGAAGAACCACAAACCGUGGCCUGCUCUGGGACGUGGCUUCAACACGGGAGUGAUCCUGCUGCUGCUGGACCGCCUGCGUCGCCUGGGCUGGGAGCAGAUGUGGCGGCUGACGGCGGAGCGGGAGCUCAUGAGCAUGCUCUCCACCUCACUGGCCGAUCAGGACAUCUUUAAUGCAGUGAUCAAGCAGGACCCAGCCCUGGUGUACCGGCUCCCGUGCUUCUGGAACGUGCAGCUCUCUGAUCACACCCGCUCAGAGCAAUGCUACACUGAGGUCUCAGAUCUCAAGGUGAUCCACUGGAACUCACCCAAGAAGCUGCGGGUGAAGAACAAGCAUGUGGAGUUCUUCCGCAACCUCUACCUGACCUUCCUGGAGUACGAUGGGAACCUGUUGCGCAGGGAGCUCUUCGGCUGUGCCAGCCUCCCCAGCCCUCCCAGCGAUCAGCUGCAGCAGGCACUGGAGGAGUUGGACGAGGACGAUCCCUGCUAUGAUUUCCGCCGGCAGCACCUCACAGAGCACCGUGUCCACCUAUUCUUCCUGCAGUAUGAGUUCCCGGCCCUUACUGACCCCACCGAUGUCACCCUCGUGGCCCAGCUCUCCAUGGACAGGUUACAGAUGUUGGAGGCCAUCUGCAAACAUUGGGCCGGCCCCAUCAGCCUGGCAUUGUACAUGUCAGAUGCAGAGGCCCAGCAGUUCCUUCGCUACGCCCAGGCCUCAGAGGUGCUGAGUGCCCGCCGAAAUGUCGCUUAUCACAUUGUCUACAAGGAGGGGCAGUUCUACCCCAUCAACCUCCUGCGCAACGUGGCCUUGGCCAACACGCAGACGCCAUAUGUCUUUCUGACUGACAUUGACUUCCUGCCUAUGUAUGGCCUCUACGAUUACCUCAGGAACUCUAUCCAACAGCUGGAGCUGCUCCACAGGAAGGCAGCUCUCAUUGUGCCAGCAUUUGAGACACUGCACUAUCGCCUGACCUUCCCCAAAUCCAAAGCAGAGCUGCUCUCCAUGCUGGACAUGGGCUCUCUCUACACCUUCAGGUACCAUGUGUGGCCAAAAGGCCAUGCCCCAACUGACUAUGCCAAGUGGCGGACGGCCACCGUGCCAUACCGUGUUGCAUGGCAGCCAGACUUUGAGCCUUACGUUGUAGUGAGGCAAGACUGCCCUAAGUAUGACCAGAGGUUCGUGGGCUUUGGCUGGAACAAGGUGUCCCACAUCAUGGAGUUGGAUGCGCAGGAGUAUGAGCUGCUGGUCCUGCCCAAUGCCUUCAUGAUCCACAUGCCCCAUGCCCCCAGCUUCGACAUCUCCAAGUUUCGCCUGAGCGCAGGGUACCGGGGCUGCCUCCAGACACUGCGGGAGGAGUUCCAUCAGGACCUGUCGCGGAAGUACGGGGCUGCUGCGCUCAAAUACCUCACUGCUGAGAGGAGCCUGUGAUGCCCAGGGACAGCAGGUGCAGGGCACUAGCAGCAAGCUGCAGAGGAGAGGGCACAGGGCCUCCUGCCUGCCCUGGCCAACCUCCAUAGUCUUGCUUGAGGAAACCGAGCUGGCAGCACAGCCUCUCCAGCCCAAGAAUGGGAUGCUUGUAGUUAAGAUGGAAGAUGCCAGCUGUGAGAACAGGAGGAGGCCUGUGGAUCAAACUGCCACAGUGUGGGUCAGAGCAGCAGCCUCCCUGUGUUAUAGCAUGGGGGAACCUUCUCCAAUGCCAGGGACCAGGGGGAUGUGUCUCCUUUGUCCCAUUGCCGGGGCCCUUGGACAAGGUUAGUGUACUGGUGCUAGGGCUCUUCUACAGGUUCCCUGCAAUGUUAUUCCCAGCCUCAGACAUCUCCCCAGUAGGAAGUUUUAGCUAAUGUGGAUUUACAGCCUUUGCUGGCUCACCUCUGCCUGGGGCCUGGCUCCUUCAGGCUCCUGGGAGUUGUACAUGGGAGCUGUCCUGCUCUACUUGGUUCUGCCUCCUCCUGUUCUGUGGUCUCUGUUCCCAGUUCUCUGCACUCUACCUCUGGAGCCUUGGUGAGUGGGACAAGGGGAUGUAGAACAUCAUUUUGCACCCUUUGUGGAGCAGGCUCAGAAAAAGAGCUCAGAAAAAAGGGAGGUAGGGCCAGAGAUUACCAGGAGUUGUGGAGUCCUGGCUCAAGCCAGGACCAAGGCUGGCUGGUAAACAGGGUGAGAUACUGUUUCUCCUUGCCCCUGUAGAGGCAAAAUCUCCAAUGAGGCUGGUCCAGUACUGGUGUUACGAGUGCAAAGAUGGGCUAUAUCUGACUUCCCUGGUAGCCAACUCCAGAAAAAGGUCUGCAUGUCUCUGCAGGAAGCAGCUAUGCCUGUGACAGGCACUAUUUGGGGGCCAACAGUGCCCAGCAUGGCAUGGCUGUGAACCAAGCGUGGCCACAGCAGUGCUCAUAUAGGCAGAGUAUCUGUCCCUAUCUUCAUGGCACAGCACUGGUCCAGAAGGUUAUACAGAGAGUUUUUGUACAAGACACCAGUCAGCUGCUCAUCACUGUGCUCAGUUUUGGCACUAUAAAGUCCCAGCUUUAUUUAAAUGAAAGCAAGGUGAUGUGUUGUUGGGCUGACUGACGCCACCAAGCGCUGUCCAUCCAUGCAGGCAUGAGAAGGCUCUGUGCAGGCAGGGUCCAGCUUCACCCUGCUUGUGGCUACAGGUUGCUGCUGCAGGCUCAGGCAGUGGUCAGGAGCUGGGCUUUGUAACACGUUCAGCCUCUGCUUCUGGCCCAUUGCAGAGCUGACCUUGGAUGAUCUUUCAGCUCUGGGUGACCACUGUGGGACAAACCACCAAGCCCCUGAAGCCACAGGUAUGGGUGAAAAUGCGUGGUGGUGGGCCAGAGAAACUCCUUGCAGAGGACCACCCUGAGCCUCCCUGACGCCUGGAAACACAAGACAUUGUCACUGACAAUCAGGGCUGUGGUUGACACUGGAAGAGAUUGUAGCUGAGUGCUGUAGCUGGAUCCCUGCGCUGGGAGCAGCUUGGCUAGGCACUGUUCCACAGCUAUCGCAACACUGGAGCACAGAGGACGCAUUGCUUUCCUCACGCUAUUUAAAUUAUUUAAUAUGGUUCUCAUAAGAUGUAAAUGAUAAGGGUGUAUUGGGUUUUUUUUUUUUUUUAAUCCUUUCUUCCUCCCGGAUGAUUCUGCUGGUGGCCCUGGAGGAUCUCCAGGCCAGUUGCUGCUGCAGUCUCUGCUGUUCUCUUCUUAGCAUUAUUCUGAUCUGCAAGAGCCAGCUCUGUGCAGGUGUGAAGACUUCCGUCCAUGGUGGGAAUGGCUAGGAGGAGCCAUACACAUUGUAUUGUAUGGAAGGGGCACAAGCGCCUCUUGCUUUUUUUCCUCUCUUUUUAAUUUAAUUUUUAAAUUAAAGCUUUUUUAUUCUUUUUCAAA